AUGUCCUACACUUCCUCCUCCCGCUUUUCCAGAUCACCUUCCCCCGCCCCUCGCACUAGACGACCUUCUCCGUUGGAAAGAACCUCAUUGCACCUCCGUCUCAGCCUGCUCUCCGGCGAGAAAUAUGACCAGGAAAGCAGUGCCAAGGAACCCGAUCUUCGUCGCUGCCUCAGCCAUGCCCACAUCCACGCCAAGUCCAUGGCUAUGGUCAAGCGAGACAUUCGCGUCCACAUCCGCUCCAUGGGCAUGGCCAUGGACGAUGACGGCGACGAGGAGCUCCUUGAUCACGAAGUCCUCCCGCCGCCACCGUCGCGCCGAUCGUCCCGCAGCAGCUCCAAGUCCGCUGCGGCCCCACGGGUGACGGUGUCACCCAAACCCAGCGAGAAGUCGAGUCUGCUCGACAAGGGUCGCAAGUGCUUGGAGAAGCUUUUCCCUCGCAAGAACAACGUGCAUCUAGCUCAGUCUAGAGUUACCGUUGUCACUUGA
Molecule: messenger RNA, 486 nt
Organism: Aspergillus luchuensis
Lineage: Eukaryota; Fungi; Ascomycota; Eurotiomycetes; Eurotiales; Aspergillaceae
Exons: 1
Coding region: 1-486 (161 amino acids)
Source: RefSeq, a predicted model, not a curated record